UUUGCCAGACAUCAGCAAACGUAUACAACUCUACUCUAACAAAAAUCGUCCGGUACAGGCAGUAGUCAUUAGCGCUGGCAAAUCUAACUAAGGAUUGUUCUAAAUUUUCUCGUUUAUAUUAAAUCUAUUUUAUUUGUUGCUUAAAACAUGGGUAAACCCAGAGGAUUGCGAACUGCUCGAAAACACAGAGAUCACAGAAGGGACCAACGCUGGCACGAUAAAGACUAUAAGAAAGCUCAUUUGGGAACUAGAUGGAAGGCCAAUCCUUUCGGAGGUGCUUCUCACGCAAAAGGAAUUGUGCUUGAGAAAGUAGGUGUUGAAGCUAAACAGCCUAAUUCUGCUAUCAGAAAAUGUGUUAGAGUCCAACUCAUUAAAAAUGGAAAGAAAAUUACAGCAUUCGUACCAAGAGAUGGUUGCUUAAAUUUCAUUGAGGAAAACGAUGAAGUGUUGGUAGCUGGAUUUGGUAGGAAAGGUCAUGCCGUUGGUGACAUUCCUGGAGUCCGAUUCAAGGUUGUUAAGGUGGCUAACGUAUCUUUGUUAGCAUUGUACAAAGAAAAGAAAGAAAGACCUAGGUCUUAAAUAUAAUAAAAUUUUUGGAAUUAAA
Molecule: messenger RNA, 604 nt
Organism: Argiope bruennichi
Lineage: Eukaryota; Metazoa; Arthropoda; Arachnida; Araneae; Araneidae
Gene: RpS23
Product: 40S ribosomal protein S23
Exons: 4
Coding region: 148-579 (143 amino acids)
Biological process (GO): translation
Cellular component (GO): ribosome; cytosolic small ribosomal subunit
Molecular function (GO): structural constituent of ribosome
Source: RefSeq, a predicted model, not a curated record